Molecule: messenger RNA, 798 nt
Organism: Drepanopeziza brunnea f. sp. 'multigermtubi' MB_m1
Lineage: Eukaryota; Fungi; Ascomycota; Leotiomycetes; Helotiales; Drepanopezizaceae
Biological process (GO): regulation of transcription by RNA polymerase II
Cellular component (GO): chromosome
Molecular function (GO): chromatin insulator sequence binding
Source: RefSeq, a predicted model, not a curated record
AUGCCUUGGUGUUUCCCCUGCGACCGUUCCUUCAUCACGGAGAACGGGUACAACCAGCAUCUCCGAACCAGCGCCGCUCACCGGUACCAAGACGAGAGCUCCGAUGGGGGCUAUGCGAGCUCUGAGCAGUACUCCAGCAGCGAGGAGCUGGGCUGGCAGUGCGACAUCUGCGACCGGGUCUUCGGUUCGGAGCACUCGCGCCAUCAGCAUUACUCGAGCGCGGCCGGCCAUUCGUAUUGCGUCCCGUGCCGGCGGAUCUUCAUGAAUGAGAACAACCUCCGCCAGCAUCUGCACUCCAAGCUCCACAUGGGGGGUUCCAUCGAAUGUCCCUUCUGCAGCCUCUCGUUCACUACCGCGUCGGGUGUGACGAUCCAUCUCGAGUCCGGCGCCUGUACCGUCUCGGGACUCGAUCGCUCCAAGAUCAACCGCAUCGUUCGCCAGCUGGACCGGAACCACGUCAUCACCAAGCCGAUGCUGACCAUGUCUGGCUACGACCGCCCCGAUGCUGUUACGCGCGCCACGGAACGCUCGUGGAAUGGCCGGCACUAUGAAUGCUACCUCUGCGCCAAGCAGUUCGGGACUCUCCAGGGUGUGAAUGCCCACUUGGCCAGCCCGGUUCACGAGCAGAAGAUCUAUCGAUGCCCCAAGGGUAGCUGCGGCAGAGAGUACAAGGCGCUCAGUGGUCUCGUUCAGCAUGUGGAGAGCGAGAUUUGUGGAGUCAUGCGGUUCGCCCAGGUCCAGAAGCAGGCUCGGAGUGGUAUUCAGAACAUGGUCGGUCGCAUGAUCGGUGGUUACUGA